Messenger RNA from Yarrowia lipolytica CLIB122, 2616 nucleotides. RefSeq lists its product as uncharacterized. The record is from RefSeq and is a predicted model, not a curated record. Gene Ontology annotation, molecular function: protein serine/threonine kinase activator activity; zinc ion binding; nucleic acid binding. Gene Ontology annotation, biological process: regulation of cell cycle phase transition; positive regulation of nuclear cell cycle DNA replication. Gene Ontology annotation, cellular component: Dbf4-dependent protein kinase complex. NCBI's taxonomy places the organism in Eukaryota, Fungi, Ascomycota, Dipodascomycetes, Dipodascales.
AUGGACGUGGAACGGUCGCCUCUCAAGGAAAAGACCAAUCUGAAACCCCGGCGAAUUCUCGCCAAGGACUUUGAGGAGACGGCUCAGAUAUAUUCGCGUCACAGUCCCUCUCCACCUCCUAGCGGCCGGAUGGUGUCGCCGAAAAUGCAUAAAAGCCAGGAGAGCAACAUCACCAGCGUGACUUCUCAUUCACAGGCCAGUAUUGCCACAGCCGAUGCCUUCAAGUCGUUGUCACGACCCGACAGUAGUGAGGGCAAGGACACGACGACAGUGGCAGCCACGACUACAACGACGAACUCGGCAGUAACAGGCGAGGCUCAAGGCCAUGCUGGCGAUUUAACGAUGCACGAUAUUUCUGCGACCCACAACGACAACCAGGACGUGCCAUUGGAGGCUUCUCAGGCGAUCACCAAGGGCGACUCUGACAAGGAGAAUCACAACAGCAACAACAACAGCAUCAGCCAUGAGAACGACUCGUCGUCGCAUUCACCCACACCCAAGAGAAAUAACCAGGUGAGCGAACAGGCAUAUAAGCGUCUCAAGCUGGAAAACGUCACGCUGAAGCCCUUUAUCGACCCCAACACGGUGUUGCAACAGCGGUGUGGCCCUAAGAAGGAUGCCAACUGGAGAACCGGAGAUAUGCAACAACAGCAGGUGGAAGCUGCCCAUAACACGCUCAAAACUAUUAGAGAGAACCACGCUGCAAGUGGCGUGGUGGUCACGGAGGAAAACAACAACACUGUCGAGAAGGAAGACCAGAAACAACAUUCUUUGCUUCUGCCGGGAGAGCGCGUAUCUCAAGCUCGGCGAGAAGAAGCUCGGGAUCCACAGUUGCAGUUGUUUCCUUCGCGCGCAGUGCAGGAGGCUCGAGAGAUCAAGGUCCCUAACGAGUACGAGGACCACUUUCGAAUGAUUCAACAGAGCAAAAUGUCACAGCCAGAGAAGAUCGACAAGCAACAACAGCAGUUGGAGAAGCAACACAUGAAGCGUGUGGCUAUCGACAACUUGGAGGAGUGGCGAAGCAAGUGGAGACCCAUCAUGAGAAACGCACAGUUCUACUUUCUCAAGGUGAGUCAGUCUAACAUUGAUCGGGUCAAACCUCUGCUCGAUCACAUUGGAUCCAACAUCAGCCAUUUCUUUGAGAACAAAAUCAACUACAUUGUCACCCGGCAGAGCUUUGCUGACCAGUAUAAGGAUGGCAAGUUGGAAGGACUUCCCCCGGCUCUACUGACAGCACACAAGCUGCAACUCAAGGUAUGGGGAUACGAGAAGUUGGAGAAGUUUCUGCGACAUUUGCUGGGAGAAACUUUUGUCGAUAAUGCGCUUGGCGUUGCAGGGGGCAACAAAGAUGUGGGCCUUGGCUUUCUCCUCAAGGAGGAGCGCGUGGCCGGUCCAUCAGACCGAGACCCCGAAGCCCAUCGACAGGAUUUCCACUAUCUUCGAGGACCCCACGUGUACAUUUGGGACCUGGACAAAUCCAUGAGAUCUAUCAUGAUCAAGGAGUACAACAAGGACGACUUCCCCAUUUGGUGUGACAAUUUCAUGGGAAAGCAUCAGUUCCUCCGAGCUAAGGACGCACAGAAACGAGCAGAGAGCAUGACCGCCAAAGCAACUCGGUCCAAUUCGGGCAUGAAAGAUAUCUUGGCGUCCGGUGUGCAGCCCAUUUCUAACUCUCGAUCGAUUGCCCAGAGCGGAGAUGCAGGUCUCCGAAACGGUCUAGCUCCUGUCGUUGCUUCUGUACCCUCCAGACAGGUGUCUCUCAUGAAGCGUAAUAUCAUGCAUGAGCCCUACAGACCCAUGGAGCGGGAGGCCACUCCUCAGUCCCAGCCCUCUCAGAACUCCCUACCUGUCAGUGCUCCCUCACAAUGCCAGUCUCAGACCUCGAUCCACUCAGGUUCCGCGGCUUUCAAGCGGCCUUCUAUGCGACAGAACUCAACCUCCAGCUUCAACCAGGCUGCCGAGUGUCCCACUAAGCUCACCAUCACCGAGGAUCAUCUGCAUGCCACGGCCAUUCUGUUGCCUAAUGUGGCAGCCCACAUUCUCAACACCAGACCAGUAGUGGCAGGUAUUGUCGACCUGGCUGAGCUUGUCAUGUGCGCUGUUCUCCCUCAGUACGCUGAGAGAUCGCUUCUGGACAGAAGAUUUGUUUUCCGAGUCAUUAUUAAUGAAGGUAUCGAGCGACGCCUGGGCCAUGAGAUUGACGAGAAUCGAAGAGAGUACGAUCGUCUUGAACUCCACGUGGCUUCGGUUACUCUGUUCUUCGCUAAAAUGGUCUAUAAAUACUCGCAUCUGGAAAGCGCUUGGGACUAUGCCUCGCUGUAUUUGUACGACGAGCUGAUGAAGAAAAAUCUGUGUGAGGUGGCCGAGAGUCGCGAGCUCUUUGACUGCAGCAAGCUACUGCAAUGCUUUGAUGCUGCGCGAACAAUCCCCACGGUGCCAGAGCCUCAGCAGGAGCGAAAAGCCUGGUGCGAGAACUGCAAGCAGGAGUUCACCUCGUUCAAAGACCAUGUGAACAGUCGAACUCAUAGACGGUUCGCCAUGGAAGAGUCCAACUUUGCCCACCUCGACGACUUCAUUGGACGAAUGAAAUCCCGAGAUUCGCAUCUUAGUAUAUAA